CAGUUCAGGACUAAGGCAGCCCCAGAGCAGAAAAGGCUGUCAUACCUCUGUGUUGAGGAGCAGGCUCACUGUAACACAGCUACAGCCAACACACCAUCUGCAAAGUCUGAGGCAAACACUUCACUCUGCAAUUUGUCUCCUGGGGGCAGAACUACACAGUCUCUUGUGUUAAGGAGAGGGUCCCUUGUGCAGACAUUUGGAAGUCUGCAGGAAGAUGCAGGAGCUGUUUCUCAGAGGUGGCAAGCUCUCUUAUGUUGGUGGCGCCAGUCUGAGUCCACAGGUUUGGAACAGAUCUGUCCAGAAACCUGAUUUCUCUGUUUGAUCUUGUCAUUAGAGGCUACAUCUACAGCAGCCCCAGUAGGGUUUUCUAACUUGUAUUGAUCAAUUGAUCGCUGUAUUUGUUCCUUGGAAAGAUAAACAGACCGAUAUGAUACAGCCUUUUCACUGGUGGGUCUUACUUUUGGGGGUCACCUUUUUUCAUGGAUCUCUGGCAAGACCUCCAGAUGAGCAUGACUACUAUCACCAAGAAAUCUUGACCAGGGAUCAUUAUUACUCCUAUCCGGACCCUGAGGAGCUCCAGAUACCCCUGGAGCCAGGGCCAGAACCUGAGAUGCCCACAGAGCCCAGAGUAGAAGAGACUUCCCAAGUCCCCAAGAAGGAUAUCAAACCCAAAAAGGCAAAUAAGAAGGAAGACAGGAGUCACCCUAAGACACAAGCCAAGAACGGUAGCAAAAAGACAGAAAAAAACAAGAAGAGCUCAGAGAAGUUUGGUUUUGGAGCCAGUGAAGAGAAGUCAUUCCAAGAUGUCAGAGAAAGCUGCCCCCCUCUUGGACUGGAGACUUUAAAAGUUACAGACUUCCAACUGCAUGCCUCUACUGUGAAACGCUAUGGUCUGGGGGCCCACAGAGGAAGACUAAAUAUUCAGGCAGGGGUGAAUGAAAAUGACCUUUAUGAUGGAGCAUGGUGUGCUGGAAGAACCGAUAUGCAACAAUGGUUAGAAGUUGAUGCCCGAAGACUGACCAAAUUCACAGGAAUUGUCACGCAAGGCAGAAACUCACUUUGGUUGAGUGACUGGGUAACGUCCUAUAGAGUGAUGGUCAGUAAUGACAGCCACAGCUGGGUCAUUGCAAAGAAUGGAACCGGAGAAGCGAUUUUUCAGGGGAACAGUGAGAAGGAGAUUCCUGUUCUGAAUGAAUUUUUGGAGCCUCUGGUUGGCCGCUAUAUUCGGAUCAAUCCGCGGUCUUGGUACGAAGAGGGCAGCAUCUGUAUGAGGCUUGAGGUACUUGGCUGUCCAUUACCAGACCCAAAUAAUUAUUAUCACAGACGCAAUGAAUUGACCACAUCUGACAACCUGGAUUUUAGACAUCACAGCUACAAGGAGAUGAGACAGCUGAUGAAGGUGGUGAAUGAGAUGUGUCCCAACAUCACACGCGUGUAUAACAUUGGGCGGAGCCACCAGGGGCUGAAGCUAUACGUGAUGGAGAUGUCCGAUAACCCUGGGGAGCACGAAGUUGGGGAGCCAGAAUUCCGUUACAUGGCUGGAGCACAUGGUAAUGAAGUUUUAGGAAGAGAACUCAUACUGUUAUUGAUGCAGUUCCUUUGCCAAGAGUAUCAGGCCGGGAACAAAAGAAUUCAUCGUCUAAUCCACAAUACACGUCUCCACUUUCUUCCAAGUGUUAACCCUGAUGGCUAUGAAAAGGCUGCUGAGCUGGGCUCGGAAUUAGGAGGCUGGUCACUAGGACGGUGGACAUCUGAUGGCAUUGACAUCAACAACAACUUUCCAGACCUCAAUACAUUGCUUUGGGAGGCUGAAGAUCGCUUCCGAAAUAUCCGCAAGGUCAUCAAUAGCCACAUCCCAAUCCCAGACUGGUAUCAGUACCAUAAUGCCACGGUUUCUAUAGAAACACGAUCUCUCAUCACAUGGAUGGAAAAGAUUCCCUUUGUUUUGGGGGGAAACUUGCAAGGAGGGGAGUUGGUAGUGUCAUACCCUUAUGAUAUGGUGCGUUCCCCAUGGAAGACCCAAGAAUACACAGCGACACCUGAUGACCAUGUUUUCCGCUGGUUGGCAUAUUCCUAUGCCUCUACGCAUCGGCAUAUGACAGACUCUAGCCGCAGGCCUUGCCACUCUGAGGACUUCAACAAGGAGGAAGGGAUUGUAAAUGGAGCCUCCUGGCACACAGUGGCUGGAAGUAUUAAUGACUUCAGUUACCUACACACCAAUUGCUUUGAGAUCUCAAUAUACUUGGAUUGUGAUAAAUUUCCCCAUGAGAGUGAGCUGCCUGAGCAGUGGGAAAACAACAGGGAAUCCUUAAUUGUUUUUAUGGAGCAGGUUCAUCGUGGGAUUAAGGGGAUUGUCAGAGAUAUGCAUGGACGAGGUAUUGCAAAUGCCAUUAUAUCUGUAGAAGGAAUUAAUCACGACAUACGCACAGCAAAUGAUGGAGACUAUUGGAGGCUGCUCAAUCCAGGAGAAUAUGCAGUGACCGCUCGGGCUGAGGGCUUCACACCUUCCACAAAGAACUGUGAGGUGGGAUAUGAAAUAGGGGCCACCCGCUGCGACUUUACCCUCACCAAGUCAAACCUGGCUCGGAUCAAGGAGAUUAUGGAAAAGUUUGGCAAACAACCUGUUAGCAUGUCCCUACGCCGCAGGAGAGUGCGUAUCAGGCCCAGUCGCAAAGCCUAGGCCGCGUUGCGGCUUUUGUGCAAAGGAGGUUGAAAAAUCGGAGAGGAGUUUAUUUCUGUCAAUGCAGCUCUUUAUUCACAGACAUUUUAGGGUUAUGUACAAAAGUUUGAAAUGAUGUCACCAAAGCAAGGUUUUGAUUAUGCAAUCCCAUUGGUUGCUAUGGCAAACUGUGCACCAAAACCCCAUUUUUAUUCAUAACCCCCUGCUGUGUUAUUAAAUCUUUAGUAUGCACCUUAUAUAAAACUUGUUUUUCUCAAAAUGUAGAACCAUCUAAUACUAUGUGCAGUGUGUGACUCUUUUAGAAACGUAUAAUAAAAAGACGUAGUCACCUUUUA
This is a messenger RNA of Spea bombifrons (plains spadefoot toad), 3015 nucleotides long. RefSeq names its product carboxypeptidase X, M14 family member 2 (gene CPXM2). The record is from RefSeq and is a predicted model, not a curated record. Lineage: Eukaryota; Metazoa; Chordata; Amphibia; Anura; Pelobatidae. Bases 428 to 2680 code for a protein of 750 amino acids. Gene Ontology annotation, biological process: proteolysis. The transcript is spliced from 15 exons. Gene Ontology annotation, molecular function: metallocarboxypeptidase activity; zinc ion binding.